GCUCCUCAGAAAUUGUGAUUGAAACAGAUUGUAGCGCUCCACGGUCGCAAUGGCAACUGCCUGGAUGGAUCGUCAACAGCAACUUUCGUCCUAUAUAUGAGAUACGUUUGACGUGGCGGGGAAUUAAUGACCAAUCGAAGAACACCUAUUCUAAUGUGAUGAACAAAGUUUGACAUUUUCCAGUACGAAAAUGUCACAGGGAUGUACAAUUUCUGUAGAAGAGAUCCAGUCCUGGUGGGAAGUACCCGCCAUAGCGCACUUCUGUUCGUUGUUCAGGACAGCGUUCAACCUUCCAGACUUUGAAAUAGAGGAGCUGGAGAAAGCCCUGUCGGAGCAGGACUUUGAUUUCCUGGGUGACCUCAUCGCCUGUCUUUUACAGGGAUGCUACCAGCGCAAGGACAUCACCCCCCAGGCCUUCAGCGGUUACCUCGAUGACAUCAUCAACUAUCGCUGGGAGCUGGAGGAGGGCAAGCCCAACCCCCUGCGGCAGGGCCCCUUCCAGGAGCUGCCCGUCCGCACCCAGGUGGAGCUGCUGCACCGCCUGUGUGACUACCGGCUGGACGCCGCCGACGUCUUCGACCUGCUGAAGGGCCUGGACGCUGACAGCCUGCGGGUGGAACCCCUGGGGCAGGAUGGGAGCGGGGCCCUCUACUGGUACUUCUAUGGCACGCGCAUGUACAAAGAGGAGCCCGUCAGAUGGAAAGCAGAGCCGCUCAGUGAACCGCCUGAAGGGAACCCACCGGAGAAGAAGAAGAAGAGGGGGCGGCCCCCGAAGAAGAGGGUGGAAGACCUCCAGCUGAGUGAGGCGGAGAGCGAGGUUCAGACUGACACCGCCCUGGACAGCCCCCCCCCUGGCACAGACCGCCAGAGAGGCUGCUGGUCCCUGGUGUGCGACACGGAGCCUCAGUGGGUCAGUCUUGCGGAGAGCAUCAAGGACAAAACCUCCCCGCAGGACCGCCAUCUCCACCGCAUCAUCAGCCAGAACUUCCUGCCAGAGAUCAGCAGCAUGAUUGAGCACAAGGAAAAGGAGCAGAAGCAGAAGCUUCUGGAGCCCUCACCAAUCCGCGCAUCCGGGCGCCACUCCGAGAAACGGAUCCACCAAGAGGAAGAGGACGACCUGCCAGCCAUGGCCGAGGUGGACAAAAGGAAGGACGGGGAUUUGGACCGGCAGCUCCUGUUGGCGGAGCAGCGACGGGAGGACGAGCGCUUCCUGCAGGAGGAGAGGCAGAGGGAGGAGAUGGAGAAGGUCAAGGCCGUGGAAGAACGAGCCAAACGAAGAAAGCUGCGGGAAGAGAAGGCCUGGUUGCUCUCUCAGGGUAAAGAUCUGCCCCCAGAGCUGAUGAAUCUGGACCCUCACUCGCCCAUCCGCAGGUCGCGCAAGACCAAGGAGUUUUAUGAAAUCGACGAUGACUACACUGCGCUUUACAAAGUGUUGGAGACCCUCAAAGCGCAUAAAGACUCCUGGCCCUUCAUGGAGCCUGUGGACGACUCCUACGCCCCCAACUACCAUGAGCUCAUUCAGACUCCCAUGGAUCUGUCCACCAUCGAGAGGAAGCUGAACGAAGGCGACUACAUCGCAAAGGAAGAGUUUGUAACCGACGUGAAACUUAUGUUUCAAAACUGCAUGGAGUACAACGGGGAAGACAGCGAGUACACCAACAUGGCAGACUCUCUGGAGCGCUGCUUCAGCCGCGCCCUCCUGAAGCACUUCCCCUCGGAGGACGGCGACACGGACGAGGAGUUCCACGUGAGCGGCGAGGACCGCGAGCGCAAGGAGCGCAAGCGCAGCCGCGGCAGCAAGCAGCCGGGGCCCGACAGCCUGAUCAGGGCCACGGAGCAGGCCCACCGCAAGCGCAGCGCCCCGGGGGGCAAGGGCAGCACCCCCUCCGCCGAGGAGGAGGGCAAGAAGCCCGGCCGGCCGCCGCCCCCGCCCCACUGGGCCACCGGGCCGCCCCAUCACCCCCUGGGCCCGCAGCACCUGGGCGGCGGCGGGAUGUACCGCCCAGGACCACAGAUGCAUGGACCUCCUGGCCCCCACGGUCCGCCCAUGUAUUCCCAGAGGAUGGCCAUGGACCCCCGCUUUGCCUACUCUGCUCAGGGGGCUCACAUACCCAGGCACGGCGACCCCGGUCUGCAUCGCAUGCCGCACAACUUCAGCAUGCAGCAUCACCUGCGUGACGGUCUGCACGGGGGUCUCCGAUACCCCAUGGGUCCAGACGCCCACCAGCCACAGCCCCAGCACCAACAGCAGCACCCCUACGUCGGCCCCACGCACGGGCCCUCGCUAGGCCCGCGCCCUGUGGCCCUUCAGCCCGGGCCCCCCUCCGAGGCCAGCAUGUACCCGACCCGCCAGCGGCCAGAGGGGCACACCAUGCACCCCCUGGCCAACAGAUACCCCAUCCCCGAGGGCCCCCCGCAGCACAAGUACCCAGGCUUCGGGGCCCCCGGUAUGGGCCUGUCCAACAUGUGGCCCGGUAUGCACCACCAGCCCCAAGAGAGGCCGCACGGGCCCCACAUGCAUGACCCCAACAUGGCCGGCCAGCCCCAUUACAACCAGGGAGGGGUGCCCCCGCCGCUAGGACAAAAGCCCUGGCCAGAGCCCGCCGCAGGAUACCCCCACAUGCCCGCCCCCAACGCCCAGUACCGAGUGCCCCCGGCCGGGAGCUCCCUCGGCGGCGCGGCCCCCCAGCCCGCGCCGCACCCAGACGCUGGCCGGCGGCGGCUGGCCUCCAUGCUGGAGAGCCCAGAGAUGCUGGCCCUGCAGCAGCUGUCGGCCUCCUCCGGACCCCCCGCGGGGCCCCCUCGCCAGCACAUGGGCACCCUCCAGCAGCAGAAGCCCGGGCCCCCGUCAGCAGUUGGCAGCGCCCCAGCAUAUGCCCCCCGGCCGCCCCCCCCUCCCCAGGAGGUUCAGCUGCUGCGGCCCGCCAGAGACAAUGGGCCAGACAGACGGCCUCCCCAGCAGACGGACACGCCGCUCAGAGCUGAAUCUCAAAUGGCGGCCAAACGCAACGACCCCACAACCCAGGCCUCAGCACAAAUGACCUCUCUGUCCUCGGACCACGAGGGCCGGCCCCCGCCCGGCCCGGCAGAGUGUGGCCCUCCUGGGGGAAUGCACGGCCCUCCAGGGCCCGGCUGGGGCCGAACCCCGGAGCGUCGGACCGCCCCGGGACCCGCGGCGGGCCGAGCCCAGGAGUCGGACUACCAGGGACAAUCCCACAGCCACGAGGCCGCCCAGCACGCCAACCCAGCCGCCGCCUCGGCCCGGUACGGCAGCAGCAGCAACAGCAGCCCCGUCCACCCCAGCACCGCCAAAGACCCAGAGCACCCACACAGCCAUCCCCAGCACUGCAGCCCUUCAGACCGGCCGAACGCACCUCAGCACGCCCCUGCGCCGGUACCAGAGAGGACCCCGCCACACAAUCUGAACGGACGUCCUCAGAGCCGGGGACACCAGGACAGCCCCCAAACCCUCCAGCAGCCACCCCACAACGGCGCUCACUACCUCACCUCGCCACAACACCCCCCCCAGCACGCGCCCCAACAGACCAGCCCUGUGCACGGGAUGCCCCAGGGGGGUCCCCAGGGGGGUCCCCAGGGUGCCCGGCACCCUCCGUCCCAGCCCGUCCCUCUCACCUCUCUGCCCCCCAGCCACCCCGUCCCCCAGCUGCCCCCCCAGCCGAGCCCUGCCGACCGCGGGGAUCAGAGGCCCUCGGAGCCCUCUGGCCGACGGGGGGACCCGGGCGGCCCUGACUCCCCCCAGCGCAGCCUGCAGCCCGUGGACCGCGCCGCGGGCGCGUUGAAGCAGCAGUGCUACAGCCCCACGCCCCACCAGACGCCACUGGCAGGCGGCACCCACGGGGGGCGGGCCGUCCCUCGACCCGCCCCGUCCGGCCAGCACCCGGCGAUGCACCCCCAGGGCCAGGGGAACGGACCUAUGGGGCAGUACGGCCUGGCCAGCCCCCCGCACCCACACUACGGCCAUCAGAACAUGGGCAGGCCCAUGCCGCCGGCUGCCCAGCACCCCUACCCCAACCAGACCAUGAACCCAACCCACUACCCGGCCUACCACCACCCCCAGCAGGGAGGCGCCGGGUACCCCUUCCACAUGGCGGGCCAGCAGCACCCGCAGGCCCACCCCAACAUGUACCCCCAGUACCAGCAGCAGCAGCCCUACUACGGCCAGCCCCAGGCCCUGGCUCACGCUCAGCCCAGCGGCCGGGGGGGCUACCCCUCCGAGGACUGGCAGCGCGCUCAGUACCAGCCCCGCCACCCCAUGGCCCCCGCCGCCUACGUCCCCAUGGCGACCGCCGGGGCCACCGCCAGGCCCGUGGAGAGGGGCAUGUCGCCGCGAGGGCCCGAGGCCCCCCCCGCGCCCCUGUCUGAGGCGGGGCCCAGGCCUCAGUCCGGCGGCGGGGAUGGUAAAGAGCAGCUGUGUGGCGCCGGUAGCCCGGCCAGGCAGGUCCGGCCGGAGGAGAGCACGGAGCGGCCCGAGAGCCCCAAGGAGAUCCUGGACCUGGACAGCCACAACGCGGCCGCCCGGCGCCGCAGCCUGCAGCCCACGCUGCUGCAGCAGCAGCAGCAGCAGCGCCAACCCACGGCGGCCGCCGCCCACCUGGCCGCCGGCUUCAUGUACGACCCCCGCGCCGUGCACCCAGGGAUGCAGCAGGGCGGGGUGCCCCCACCCCACAUGCUGUCCCGGGCCGGCGGGGGCUCGCCCUACCCCGGUCAGCCUUAUCCCAGUCCCUACGCCGCCCAAAGACCCCACCCGCACCUCAUGGAGGCCCUGCAGAGGCCCCAGCAGCUGCCCUACUCCCCAGGGCAGACGCGCAUGGCCGUGUACGGACACCCCCAGGGCGGGGGGCACUUCCAGGGCAUGAUGCUCCAGCAGAGGGGGCUCGCGCCCGACCACUUCCUGCACCCUGGGCAGCAGAUCAUGGGUGCUCCUGGUGCCCCGGGCAAUAAGCAGGGCGUGUGAGAAGCCCCGGCAUGAGGACCGUCGCUGCAAGGGAGACGGCCAAGGAUGAGCAGCACACUGCCAAACAGAUGUUACCACGUGUUGUAACUCCUACAAAAGUCCGCCAUGCUGCACGCUGCUGUUGAGGACGGCUCUGCAGGGAGAAGUGGUUCAACAUGGAGUCCUGUUGUUCAGGGGUGUCUUUAAAUUCAUCAUCGGGCCUGGUGGAACAACAAAGGAGAGCGCUCCCACCUGAUGGAUCACUGUAUCUGAAACUAAACAGCUUAAGUCUCCUAACUGUCCAGUAAAGGGAACGCAAUACACCCUUUGAUUUCGUUUUUGUUUUUCUAGAGACUCCGUAGAAUGUAUGAUUUUACUGCUGCCUGUGUGGAACCUUUUUUGUUAAAUUUAUAACAGUGGGACAAAAGGAUGGAUAUUGCUUCCAUGCCAGAGGAUUUUCAGCUCUGGUCCAGUACAAUGUGACAGUGUAAAGACCCUCUCAUGGAUAUUUAGGGUCUGCUCAUGGAGCUGGCCAGGGCUGUGCAGCCUGUGGGACUUCAACCCCAGGUUCUGCCUCACAACAGGACAGAGAGCUGUUGCCAGUAACUACUGGAUCACAGUCGGUCAGGACAGCACAGAGUAGUUGUAGAGUCACACUGGACGGCCCUUUACUCUUCACUGGACUGUCUUGUCACCUCAAUCUAAAAUUGGCUUACUUGCCUUUUUUGAUAGUUUGUUAGUUUGUCCUCCAAAGUGUGGCUGCUGGUCUGGAGCAGAGGACGUGUUGUUGUUGAACUAUUAUUUUUCUUAACUCAGGUCUAAGUAACAAAACAUGGAGGUACUUAACAACCGAUCUCUGCCGCCCACAGACGUCGGCCUCGCCGGAAGCCUUGGUCUUUGUUAUUGAAUGUAUGUAUGUGUGAAUGACACCAGCCUUUAAUGCAAGGUUAAGAUGAUUAUCGCUCGCAUUAAGCAAACAAAACUGUCCCAAGCUGAAGGGUCAUUUUCACCUGGUCCAGUUUCACCAGAGUUAAACACAUCCCCCUAUAUUUGUGUGUGUGUGUGUGUGUGUGUGUGUGUGUGUGUGUGUGUGUGUGUGUGUGUGUGUGUGUGUGUGUGUGUGUGUGUGUGUGUGUGUGUGUGUGUGUGUGUGUGUGUGUGUGUACCUGCCCUACCCCCGUGGUGCCAUGUUCUCGUCGUAAA
Gadus morhua (Atlantic cod) is the source of this 6157-nucleotide messenger RNA. RefSeq names its product CECR2 histone acetyl-lysine reader (gene cecr2). Gene Ontology annotation, biological process: single fertilization; chromatin remodeling. The transcript has 19 exons. Gene Ontology annotation, cellular component: CERF complex. NCBI's taxonomy places the organism in Eukaryota, Metazoa, Chordata, Actinopteri, Gadiformes, Gadidae. Gene Ontology annotation, molecular function: protein binding. The record is from RefSeq and is a predicted model, not a curated record. Bases 191 to 4975 code for a protein of 1594 amino acids.